Molecule: messenger RNA, 4428 nt
Organism: Anguilla anguilla (European eel)
Lineage: Eukaryota; Metazoa; Chordata; Actinopteri; Anguilliformes; Anguillidae
Gene: amd1
Product: adenosylmethionine decarboxylase 1
Exons: 9
Coding region: 209-1216 (335 amino acids)
Biological process (GO): spermidine biosynthetic process; spermine biosynthetic process
Cellular component (GO): cytosol
Molecular function (GO): adenosylmethionine decarboxylase activity
Source: RefSeq, a predicted model, not a curated record
UCUUGGCUUUACACAGUAUGGCCGGCGAUAUUAGCUAGCGCUCGCUCAACGGUAUUCUCUGCAAAAGGGAAGACGGUAAACCCAAGAACUACACCUGAACUGCAAAAGGACUGUACUAAAACAUUAAGUUAUAGCAAUCAAGCAAGGAUUGAUAAAGCUGAAAAACAAACAGCGUGUAUUUUCUGUUGUUGGUGUCUGUUGCCUCACGAUGGAAGAGAACGGUGCACACUUCUUCGAAGGGACCGAGAAGCUGUUGGAGGUGUGGUUCUCCCGGCAGGAUGAGACCAAAGGAACAGGGGACCUCCGCAACAUCCCAAGGUUUGAGUGGGACAAACUUUUGGAGAAUGUGCAUUGUUUGAUCAUUAGUGUGACAAAAACUGACAAGCAGGAAGCUUAUAUACUCAGUGAGAGUAGCAUGUUUGUCUCCAAGAGACGUUUCAUUUUGAAGACAUGUGGAACCACCCUCUUACUACAAGCACUGGUGCCUCUGCUGGAAUUGGCGAGGGAGUACUGCGGCUUUGACACCAUUGAGAAUUUUUUUUAUUCCCGCAAGAACUUCAUGAAGCCCACCCAUCAAGAGUUCCCUCACCGGAACUUCCAAGAGGAAGUGGAAUUUCUCAGCCAGAUAUUCCCAAAUGGAGCAGCCUAUUGCAUGGGACGUUUGAAUUCUGAUUGCUGGUACCUGUUUACUCUGGAUCUGCCGGAGUUCUGGGAGAACAAGCAUGCGGAUCAGACGCUGGAAAUUCUGAUGAGCGACCUUGAGCCAGCGAUUAUGGACCAGUUCUACAUGAAAGAUGGUGUUUCUGCAAAUGAUGUCACUCGUAUGAGUGGAAUCCGUGACCUGAUUCCAGGUUCAGUGAUUGAUGCCACGAUGUUCAACCCUUGUGGCUAUUCUAUGAAUGGAAUGAAAACCGAUGGAACUUACUGGACGAUCCACAUCACCCCAGAGCCAGAGUUCUCCUACGUUAGCUUCGAGACCAACCUGUCUCAGUCCUCCUACGAUGAUCUGAUCAGGAAGGUGGUGGAUGUCUUCAAGCCAGGGAAAUUUGUGACGACGCUUUUUGUCAAUCAGAGCUCCAAAUGUCGCAGUGUCUUUUCUUCCGCCCAGAAGCUCGAAGGUUACAAGCGCAUCGACCGCCAGUUGGCCCAAUUCAACGACUACAAUUUUGUUUUCACCAGUUACGGCAAGAACCGCCAGCAGAACCAGCAGAGUUGAGCCGCCGAAAUGAAGAAGAAGCGCAAAAAGAAAGCCGUCUGUCCUGGGGGCCGUCCCCCCGGCAGCCGGCCCACCCCUUCAGCAGUUAGCCCUCGGCCCCGCUGCCGUCAUCGUUUAGAAUUUACCGGCCCUGGUAGUGCCCCCGGCCCUAGUUUAACCUCGACUUUGAAUCGUACGCAUCCUCGUAUCUACGACUUAGAUAUCUUGCAUGAAAGCUCUUUUCUCUGUUUAGAUAUUCUAGCUCACUCUUGCUGUGAUCUUGAAGUGCAUGUAGAGGAAUUGAACACGCUCCGUUUGAGGAUCUUCGCCCCCGCUCCGCGCGCCCAUCGCUGGGGCCCUUUCCUGCAGGUGUCUCCCCUCAUUCCCCACAGACAGGGCUUCCGUGCCCACUAGGCCAGGGCCCUGACAUGCUCAGAUGGGACCUGCCUUUACUGUCCGGUUACCCCCCCUCCCCCCCACACACAGCCCUUUUCAUUUGUAGCUGUGAUCUUAAUACAUUUUUGGCCUUAGAGUGCACUUUAAUACCCUCCCUAUGUGAGUACUUCUACAUACACACACGCACACACACACACACACUUCUCAUUGGCCUUUCCUAUGCUGUUCCAGCAGCGUUGGGAUGUCCAGUGGCACUGUCCACAUUCUAGGUGGUUCUUUCCCAACCUCACUGAAACAACUGUGGCAUUUAUUUUCCCAUGGGUAUGAUGUACAAGGCUCUUCGCACUGAAUGUAACCGCUGUCCCGUACUAGUCAUUUAGGCAGUCGAGAGGUGGAAUAUUCUGAAUCCCAAUUCUGUGGAAGCUGACUGUUAAGCGAUUCAGACACAUUUUUGUUUGUACUCAGCAGAUCAGUAGGACCAAGCUGUUCAAGCGUGAUGCUUUAGCCACAGACACGUUUUGGAAGCCAAAGGAACAUUCUUUGGUGACGCUGUUCUCAACACUAAAUACAGUAUAACACGGUUCGCUCUGUCUGAAUUUUAUUCUGCCCAAGCAAUUGAUUAUUCAUUUGGACGUUAGGACAGUAAGCUUACCCACACUAUUAAUUACACAAUUUUAAGGAAUGUAAAGAAAACUAUUAAAUAGAAUGUUACUUUCUGACAUCUAACUUUGUGUUUUACUACAAUCAAAUGGCUCUUGUGCGAGAACCUGGUUAACCUGAAAUUUCAAGAAAGCUUGUGCCACGACUUCCAAAGAAAUUUAAUUGAAAAGUUACAGAAAGAACACGGUCUGUAGCCUUUUAGAAUGUACGUGUCCCUGGGGGGGGGGGACAGAAUACCCUGUAGUUGCAGUGUCUGUCGGAUGUUACCUAGCAAACCCAGGUGUUCAGGUUUGCUGUGGGCGGUCAGCAACGCCCUCUGCCAUCCAGCAGGAGGCUCGUUGUCCUGGGCUGCGCGGGUCUCUCUGCUAAGAGCGAGACCGUCAAGCUGGCCCCAGAACCACGCUCGACACUGUGUAGCCUCCCCCAGGCCGCGGCCGUUGCAGCCCUGAAUGGGAAAUAAUGAAUCGGACACUGUGCUUAGCUUAGCGCAGUGGUUGCCCAGCAAAGCAUUUUUUUCUUUCCCUAAACAAUAUGCGCCCGCUCUCUCUCUUUCCCGCCCCGUACAGAAAUCGGUGUCUGCACAAUAGACGCCCUCCGAUCUGAGCAUGCCAGGGUGACCCCGGAUCAUUCCACACGUAACAGUUGCAUAAACUGCCAUUUUAUUAAUUUUAUUGUGAGCUGACGUUUCGCAGUGAAUUGGUCCAAAAUGUGACUCCAUUGCAGUUUUUUUUUUUUUUUUUUUUUUUUGGGAGUAGCGUCAAUGCCCUUUUGUUCGGUGACGGAAAGAUCCUGUCACACCGUCGUGCAUGUGACUACUAGUGCUGUAUUGCUUGACAGUGUUUGUAAUGCUGCAGUCUGUUCCUCAUGUGCCAGGUAAUCAAUGUGCUUCAUCCCCCUCUUGGGUUUAUUGGCUGUAACAUAGAUUAAAAACCGAGACAUCCUGAUAAUGUAUUGUGUUCUAUUAAAUAAGUGGUUGUGCUUCCCUGAGAAUUUGGUUGAUUUUUUUUUUCCAUUAUGCAUCCAAUAGUGCUGAAAGCAGGUCCUAAACUAAUUGGUGUACCAAAAUAUGUUCAACUAUGUUCAUUUCGGUUGUGAAAGAAUUUCUUUUUUCCCCUUUAGAUUUUUACGCUCUGUCAUGUUCAUGAGACUUCUGGCGCAAAAUAGAUAUUGACUAGACUCUGCCAUUGGACCUGUAGCCAGCAGGAAGAGCUCUUGUCUGCACUUAAGGCUGGUGGCCCAGGACUACUUUCAGCACUCUGGAUUUCUACUACACUGUGUUUCUUGUUUCCUUGUUGGGAGUGACUGUAAGGGUUAGGAAGCUCCUAACACUCCUCUGAUGAACUGUUAUGGGGUAUAGCAAAAAUGAAAGAAAUGGGGGGUCUUUUCUGUCAAAAGAACAGCCAGUACAAAAUGUGCUUUGAGCCUGGGUCAAGCUAACCUGAUUAUUGGAACAUCUUCCCUCCAGUAUGUGUGUUGUUGCAUUUGGAGUGGUGUCAGUUUUGACCAGAGAGAUUGCUUUGAUCCAGGUUCUUUCCCAAAUCGCACACAGCAAAUUUUGAUGCCCUGAAAGAGGUCAGGAGCAGUUGUAUUUUAGGAGCAGUAGCACUAUCCAUAGAUAACGUGAAAAUGGCCGUUUUUUUAAUGAAGUCAUUUAGACUAUAUUGGGAAGUAAGUGUCUAAUUGAGUUGUCUUGUUGAAUUGGUUUGGAACAUGGCUUUUUAUAUGAAAAAAAUAUAGCUACAUUUGUUUUUUAAAAAAGGGUCAAAUUUUUCCACUGUAUAGUAGGUUUUUUUUUUUUUUUUUUUAAUAUAUACAAAUUAAGGGAUUCAAUUGUGCUGCGGACCAAUUUUGUUUUUCUGUUCUGUUUUUUGUUUUUGAACCAGUGUUCCAAACCAAUUUAUUCUCUAAUUGAGAUGUUAAGACUGGAUUUUUUCCCCCCUCCCCUGCCCAAACUCCCCCCCCCCCUUUCCCCACCUUCUCCUUGAGUCCCAUGUAGCAUUUCUUGGGUAAAGGGUAUAAUAAGACUUGUGGGAUAAUGAGGCAGGUGCCAUUGCAGGAUUAAGUGUUGGGAUGUACUGAAGGGAAACUUUGGUGUUUUAAUUCUCUUGCUAUUCUUUGGUUGGUCAAGAUGUGCUACAUAUAUCUGUGCUCUGAGCUUGAUGCUUUAAUAAAAAAUA